Messenger RNA from Danaus plexippus (monarch butterfly), 3665 nucleotides. It is a transcript of the gene Brf, whose product is annotated as transcription factor IIIB 90 kDa subunit. The transcript has 12 exons. Gene Ontology annotation, biological process: transcription preinitiation complex assembly; transcription by RNA polymerase III; DNA-templated transcription initiation. Bases 195 to 2183 code for a protein of 662 amino acids. Gene Ontology annotation, cellular component: transcription factor TFIIIB complex; nucleus; transcription preinitiation complex. The record is from RefSeq and is a predicted model, not a curated record. Gene Ontology annotation, molecular function: TBP-class protein binding; RNA polymerase III type 3 promoter sequence-specific DNA binding; RNA polymerase III general transcription initiation factor activity. Lineage: Eukaryota; Metazoa; Arthropoda; Insecta; Lepidoptera; Nymphalidae.
UUAUGUCAAUAAUGUGAUAAGUGCUGAAAUCGUGCCGCACGAUUUCAAUUUGUGUAUGAAUUUGAGGUUCAUCACUUGAACAUCUUGAAUGUUGGUUUAUUCUUAUCACUUAAAGAAAAACAAAUUAAUGACCCCAGAAAUUAAAAAUUUAAAUUUAAAAGUUCAUAAUAUUGUCUUCAACUUAUAGCAGUAGAAUGUCGGGGAAAAAAUGCAAACACUGUGGGUCAUCAGAAAUAGAAGUAGACCCUGCUAGAGGUGAUGCCGUUUGUACCAACUGUGGUUCUGUAUUAGAAGAUAAUAUUAUUGUUGCUGAAGUAGAAUUCCAAGAGAAUGCUCAUGGUGGUGCUUCUGCAAUUGGACAGUUUGUGUCAGCAGAUUCAAAAGGAGGUGCCUCGGGUUUUGGUAGAGCAUUUAAUGCGGGCAUUGGCCAAGAGUCGAGAGAAAUAACAUUGAGGAAGGCAAGAGAGGGUAUCACUGCACUGUGUCAGCAGCUCAGAUUGAAUCAGCAGUGUAUUGACAUCGCUUGUAAUUUCUUUAAGAUGGCACUCGCUAGGCAUCUCACUAUCGGGAGGCAGUCAGCCCUAACACAAGCGGCAUGCGUAUAUAUUACUUGCAGGACAGAGGGAACACCUCAUCUUCUUAUAGACAUCAGUGAUGCUUUGCAGAUAGAUUGUUAUCAACUGGGCCGUACAUACUUCAAAUUGUCAAAAGCACUCUGCAUCAACAUACCUCCAACUGAUCCAUGUCUGUACAUAAUACGUUUCGCAUCCCAGCUGCAGUUCGAGGAGAAGCAGCAUGAGGUGAGCAUGACGGCCCUGAGACUGGUGCAGAGGAUGAAGAGGGACUCCAUACACUCAGGAAGGCGACCCUCGGGCGUCUGUGGGGCUGCACUCCUUAUAGCUGCUCGACUGCACGAUUUCUCACGAACGCCGACCGAUGUGGUCCGUAUCGUGAAGAUUCAUGAAACAACGCUUCGGAAAAGGCUCUUGGAGUUUGGGGAGACGCCGUCCAGCGCCCUCACCUUGGACGAGUUUAUGACAGUGGACCUCGAGGAGGAACAGGACCCACCAGCCUUCAAGAUAGCCAGAAGGAGGGACAAAGAUAGACUGCAGAAGUUAAUGGAAGAGGAAGAUGGCGAAAGAGAACUCACAGAGCUGCAAAGAGAAAUAGACGCUCAGUUAGAUAAAGACAAGAAAAGACGAAAGCCCACAAAGAUGGUCGCGCCUAUACUGCCUGCAUCCGUUGACGACGACACGUCAGAAGACGCUGAGGCGAGUAGAUUCGCAACAGAGGAUACGUUAUCACUUAUAGGUGAUAUAGCGAGAGACGUGCAGCCGACACCCGACGGUGCCAAUAACGACAAACUUAAGCUGGAAAAAGGACUUGGUCCAGAGAUAGCCUUUAUGGGUCUGAAUCCACCCGAAGAGAGGGACAAGUCGAAGCCGGAGUCCAAGCAGUUUACCAAGGACCUGCAGGCGGAUGAACUACAUCUGGAUGAUGAUGAUGAACAGUACCUCGACUCGCUGAUCAUGACGGACGAAGAAGCCAGACAUAAGACUCUGCUAUGGCAUAACAUUAACGCUGGAUAUUUGAAGGAACAAAAAAUUAAAGAAGAAAUACGCGCUAAAGAACGGGAAGAGGGUAAAGACAAAAAGAAGAAAACCCGUGGAUCAUACAAGAAGAAGGUGGCCAUUACUGGAGCGACCGCUGGCGAGGCUGUGGGGAAGAUGCUAGCGGAGAAGAAGAUGAGCUCCAAGAUUAAUUACGACAUAUUGAAGAGUCUGGAUCAUCCUGGGUCGCCCAGUGUACCGCCGGUGAAUGUUGUGAAGGCUGUAGAGGAAACUGGUACAAUCCAACCGCCAAUACUCGAGACGGUGCCGCCGUCGCCGGUGCCGAAAAAGCGGAAACGGAAGGAGAAGACAGCUCCCUCCCUGGCUCCUGCUACAGUUUCUGCGAGACCGUCACAGGGAGAACCCUCCCCGGCAGGACCCCUCCAGUCCCCCACGGAACCCCUCCCCUCCCCCGCGGACCCCUUACCCUCCCCUGCACCGGAAACGCCAGCACAGAAUGCUGAUGAUUAUGAAGAUGACUUUGAGGAUCCGGUCGACAGCCGAGAGAUGUCGCUAGCAGCGCUCUUACAGAACGGCAACGACGACGAAUAUUACGACUACGAAGAAUAUUAACGCUGACUCUGCUGUUUGUACAUAUUUAUACAGUUAACAUGAAAAAAUUUACAAAAUUCAUUCUUUAAGAUUCUUGAAUGAAAAGGCUCGAAACAGUAUAAGUUCAUGUGGAUAUUAACAACCGAUAAACUCACGGUUUUUUUUAAUUUGAGUACUAUUACAGUUUAUAAAGAAUGGCGUAACACAUACAUACAUACAUUACACUUAUAUGACACUUAUUGAAUUAAUGUUUUUAUAAGUUAGACCGUAAAAAAAUAUGUACAUACUGCAUAGUUUGUCUAGAAUUAUAUUAUAAUGAUCAUGUCAGGUGAUGUAAACUCUCUUUAUAAUUUUAAAGUUCCAUAAUUUUUAAGUCUUAAUACAGCUGAGAAUUUUUUUUAAUAAUUUAAAACACUAAGUAGUAAGUAGAGUUUGAGACUGCCAGAUAUUUAUAUGUGAAGGGUGCGCUUAAAACAGUAACUCUUCCAAUAUUAUAAGUACAUUAAUGUGUAGUUUAUUUAUUAAAUCAUGAAGAUAUCUUUAAAAUUAGUUUUAGUUGUAACUGGACUCAAUAUAAUUUUGUCAGACUACACAGAGCAAAUACAAGCUGAUACAUUUGAUUUAAUUUUCUAUGAGUAGAAAAACGAGGAACAGAUUGUAUAUUUGAAUUAUAAUAUGUAUGUAUAUAUAUUACUUAUUAGGCUAUAAAUUUGUUAUACUUGUAUUCAGCUUCAAAGUAAGAAAUGUUUUUCUAAUAGAUACUAUUACUCUUUCUUCAAGGAAGACUUUUUAUUUGACUUGCUACUUUACUUUAUAUUGUGUAAGUAACAUGCAGAAAACUAAGGAAAAAAUGUGAAAUGAAAUUAAUUUGAAUUUAUAAUAUCGUUGAUAAGGUUAAGUAUUUUUUACUCUAAAAUAUUUUCCAUUACUAUUUACUGUCAAGAUCCAUUAAGUAGACGGCUACAUAAUCUGUAUACAUUUUUGUUCUAUUUUUAAAAAUAUUGCUAUCACUGUAUUAAACCUGGUUGGAAUAAAGCUGUAUAAAAGUACUUAAUUUAAUUUUUCAUAUGUCUCAUUGAAAACUUUAAAAGUGACCAUAAUAUUAAAAUUAAAAACAAUAUAACAGCUAUUAAAUUAUUUUAUGCAUUCUUACCAAAAAUGGACACAUUAAAUUAUAUCUACAUAAUAGGUUUUUACUAUAACGUUCAAUGUUUACAUAUAAGAGUUUUUUUAAUUAUUUUUUAAGCAAAUUUAGUUAUAAUUGCAAGUAUUAAUUAGCUUUAACAAUAUUAAUAAUAUGUAUAAAACAUUUUUCCCCUCGUAGUUUUAAAUAUAGCGAAUAAAAUUAAACAAAAGUAAUAUUUAGUUAAGUCUCACUUUUGAUCUGACUAAACAUGUUUUGAAGCACUCUGUGUGCAAAUUAUUUAUUCUAAAUUUAUACUUUUUUUUAUUAUAAUCUGUUUUUCCUAAGGUGUACCAUAAAAAUUAAUUAUCUACACUGUG